Molecule: messenger RNA, 5537 nt
Organism: Neoarius graeffei (lesser salmon catfish)
Lineage: Eukaryota; Metazoa; Chordata; Actinopteri; Siluriformes; Ariidae
Gene: nudt6
Product: nudix (nucleoside diphosphate linked moiety X)-type motif 6
Exons: 5
Coding region: 70-969 (299 amino acids)
Molecular function (GO): NADH pyrophosphatase activity; ADP-ribose diphosphatase activity; NAD binding
Source: RefSeq, a predicted model, not a curated record
CCGGAACCGACUUUUAUUUUUAUUUUGGAGUCUGAAUUGUUUUUGGUUGCGUGUGUUGUUUUGCUGUCCAUGGCUCCGUUUAGUCGCAGUUUUCUUUCUUCUUUUAUGAAACUCCUGAGUCGCAGGUCGGUUUGUCGUUUCUCCGGUUGUGCAACACAGCAUCACCGGGGACCCACAGCUCCUCUGCCCGCCUCAGUGGACGCGCACGGCGGCGUGACGGUGCGCCACCUGCCCGCUGACGUCACAGAGGCUGCUUUCAGCGAGCUGCUGCGUGAGUCAGUGUGCGUGUGGCGCUCUGAGGGCCGUGUGGCUGUCUGGCUGCGGGUUCCUCUCUGUCGGAGUCGUCUCGCCGAGGCUGCAGCGCUGCAGGGUUUUACCUUCCACCAUGCGGUUCAGGACGAGGCCGUGCUCAGCCUGUGGAUGGGGGACGGAGAGAGCCGCCUGCCCAACUACGCGACACACCAGGUCGGAGUUGCAGGUGCUGUUGUGAACCAGUCCAACGGAAAAGUCCUUGUUGUUCAAGACAAGAACAGGGCGAAGAAUAUGUGGAAGUUCCCUGGUGGAUUGUCAAAUCCGAGUGAAAAUAUCGGCGACACUGCAGUCCGCGAAGUUUUUGAGGAAACUGGCAUCCGAUCUGAAUUCCGAUCUCUCCUGAGUGUCCGCCAGCAGCACCACCACCCCGGAGCGUUUGGGAAUUCGGACAUGUAUCUGAUCUGCCGUCUCGCUCCAGUAACCUACGAGAUUAACUUCUGCGAGCACGAGUGUUUACGAUGCGAAUGGAUGGAUUUGGCAAAAUUGGCCAGAAUUAGUGACGCUGCGCCAAUAACGAGCCACGUCUCCAAAGUGCUUCUCUACGGACUCGAAAACGGAUUCGACAACAUCGAUCUAAGCAUGGAGGAACUGCCCUCGGUGUACACCGGAUCCAUCUAUCAGAUUUAUCACAGGAAAAUUCCCGAGCGAUAUAAAUAAGGCACAGUGUGCCGAAGAUACUCGGACAAGCCUGCUUUCCGAGAGGCCUUUUUGAAUCGGGGAAUCAAACGAAUGGCCGUUUGUCGUAUUUAAAUAUCACUUUGAAGCAAUAAAUUUACUUAAAAAAAAAAGAUGGUAAAAGGGCCAAAUAGUAGAAUUUCAUUUGAACACAAUGGCUGAAAAAAUGAAUAAUACUGGACGUCUUUAUUAUGAUUAUUAUUAUUAGUCUAUAAAUUGCUGUUACCUGACAUAUACAGUGCUGUGCAAAAGUGUUCGCACCCCUAUUUUUUUCAUACAAACUUUAUCGGUUUUUAUUUUAUGACUUAUACAUUGAGUCAAAGCGUUUGAGAGUCCAAAUGUUCGUUUUCCAGCACAAAAUUAAAUGUUACAGAAAAAAAAAAGUUUGUAUCUGAGCAGCAUGUUCCAUAAGAGAACACUUCUCAGCAGGGUUUUGAACCAGAAUUUUUUUCCUAUUGGUUCGUUCCGAACAGAAACGGAAUUUUAACGUUUCCGGUUUUGGGUUCCACCAUUAAAUAGACGUUCCCGAACCAGUUAGAACAAAAAAAUUUCGUUCCCGGAACGGUUAAUUACGUUCCCUGUCAGCUGUUUAACAAAUGGCUAUAAAAUUAUGUCUCGGUCUCAUCCAGCUUAAGCCAAAUGUAGGCUAAUUCUAUUACAACCUUCAUUAAAUAAGACAAGAAAUGAUUCAAAACAAUUAUUAUUUCAAAUGUUGGCGAUUUGGAUUCUCAGUAUGUCUUCCCAUCUACACAAACAGAAAAAGUGCCAAAAAUGAAAGAGAAUUUGUUUAGUGUGUUACCAAAGGCUAGUCAGGCCCUAUAGAGGGCUACCGCAUGACGUCACCGCGCCGCGAGAGUUUGUUAGGCGCCAUAUUGGAAGACCAAGUACACAUCUAUGCAAGUACAUACAUACAUAAAACAAACUACACCUGAAAUGUAGCCAGGGCCGGUUCUGCCCUAAUCUGGACCCGGGUGCAACAUCGCACAUGGCAUGGCUUUUUUAUUUGUAGGCUACGGAAACUUUGAGGAACGAAAUAAAAACCGGUAUUAACCGGUUACCAUUAUUUUUAAUAAGCGUUUCUGUUCCGGAACAUAAAAAAUAAUAAAGUUUCUGGUUUCGUUUCUGUUCCAUGUGAAAUAGAAAAAGUUCCCGGUUUUCGUUUUCGUUCCUUGAACCGGUUCAAAGCCCUGCUUCUCAGAUUAAGAAAGAAAACAUACCGUAAUGAAGGCUACUGGCAAAAUUUUGGUGCAGAAUGAAGAAGCGAGUGUGACAAAGCGUCCAGAAGAACCGUGGCUGGUUCUGUGAGAUGCUCAGUAAAACCUACAGCUCAUUUCCGCAUAAAACUGCACUCACUGGACCUGAGACGACCAUUUUUAUUUUUUUAAAGCACACCAAACAUUGACUUUGUUUCAUUUAUUAAGCUUACUGCUUACCGUUUCUAGUAUUUUUUUAAUGUUGAAACAUUUCAUUUUAUUAUUUUAAGCCAUUUUUGGACGACAUCAUCUCUUUAGGUGGGCCUAAGACUUUUGCACAGGACUGUACAUGAAACAUAUUCCAGUUACAUGAUAUUAAAUAUUUCGUUUCUUUCCAACUCAAGUCAGCAUUUCUUUUGUUAUAUUUCUUCAAUAUGUGUGUUUUCUGUUCAGCGAUCAUGUCCAAAUUGUAUAAAAAUUGAAGACACAACUUGGUUGAGGAAUUAAGUAUUUCAACAACAGGUCGGUCUUUUAAAUUCUCAAUUCUGAUUGGUCAGAAAGUGUGGAUUUAAUUUCUCGAACAGCAGCUCUGACGGUAGGUCAGGGGUGUACGUCAGAAAUCACAGUUUAUGCAGUUUAAUGUGCUAGAAUACAGUGCCUUUCAAAAGUAUUCAUCCCCCUUGGUGUUUGUCCUGUUUUGUCGCAUUACAAGCCGGAAUUAAAAUGGAUUUUUGGAGGGUUAGCACCAUUUCAGUUCCACAACAUGCGUACAACUUUAAAGGUGAAAUUUUUUUUUUUUAAAUUGUGACACAAACAAUAAUUAAGAUGAGAAACAAAUCUGGAGUGUGUAUCGGUAUUCACCCCCCAAAGUCAAUACUUUGUAGAGCCACCUUUUGCUGCAAUUACAGCUGCAAGUCUCUUGGGAUAUGUCUCUAUUAGCUUAGCACAUCUAGCCACUGGGAUUUUUGCCCAUUCCUCGAGGCAACUGCUCCAACUUCUGCAAGUUCGAUGGGUUGCGUUGGUGUGUAGCAAUCUUCAAGUUCUGCCACAGAUUCUCAACUGGAUUGAGGUUUUGACUAGGCCAUUCCAAGACAUUGAAAUAAGUUUCCCUUUAAACCACUCCAGUGUACACUACCGUUCAAAAGUUUGGGGUCACUUUGAAAGGUCCUUAUUUUUGAAAGAAAAGCACUGUUCUUUUCAAUGAAGAUCACUUUAAACUAAUCAGAAAUCCACUCUAUACAUUGCUAAUGUGGUAAAUGACUAUUCUAGCUGCAAAUGUCUGGUUUUUGGUGCAAUAUCUCCAUAGGUGUAUAGAGGCCCAUUUCCAGCAACUCUCACUCCAGUGUUCUAAUGGUACAAUGUGUUUGCUCAUUGCCUCAGAAGGCUAAUGGAUGAUUAGAAAACCCUUGUACAAUCAUGUUAGCACAGCUGAAAACAGUUUAGCUCUUUAGAGAAGCUAUAAAACUGACCUUCCUUUGAGCAGAUUGAGUUUCUGGAGCAUCACACUUGUGGGGUCGAUUAAAUGCUCAAAAUGGCCAGAAAAAUGUCUUGACUAUAUUUUCUAUUCAUUUUACAACUUAUGGUGGUAAGUAAAAGUGUGACUUUUCAUGGAAAACACAAAAUUGUCUGGGUGACCCCAAACUAUUGAACCGUGGUGUAGCUUUCGCAGUAUGUGUAGGGUUAUUGUCCUGCUGGAACGUGAACCUUCGUCCCAAUCUCAAACCUCAAACAGGUUUUCCUCCAGAAUCGCCCUGUAUUUAGUGCCAUCCAUCUUUCCUUCAGUCCUGACCAGCUUUUCUGUCCCGGCAGAUGAAAAAUAUCCCCACAGCAUGAUGCUGCCACCACCAUGCUUCACUGUAGGAAUGAUGUUCUCUGGGUGUUGGGUUUGUUGGUGCUAACCCCCCUAAAAAUUCCAGCUUAGCUUUUAAUGCGACAAAACCGGACAAACACCAAGGGGGAUGAAUACUUUUGCAAGACACUGUAAAUUAUUAAUGUAUCUGGAGUAUGAACGAAUUCAAAGGGACUUAUAUGGCAGGCGCGUGACAUACAGAAAUUUAUGCAUAAUUAAUAAACAAAUGAAAAAUCGUCAAGGAAAUUACUUUGAAGUAAUUUGUUGUUUUCAGUCGGGCACCACCCGAACUGAUAAUCACAUCAGCUUUUCUUUGGCUAGUCAGACACAAGGUAUGCCACCACUCUUGCCAGAGCAGUUGGGGGUUAGGUGCCUUGCUCAAGGGCACUUCAACCAGUCCUGCUCGUCCAGGGAAUCGAACUAGCGACCUUUUGGUCCGAAAGCUGCUUCUCUAACCAUAGGCCAUGGCUUCCCAAUUUGUACUAAUUAGAAACUGAUUUGUUUGUCGACGACAUUAAAUGUAACUCCAAACAGAUAAAAGUACGAUGUCAUGAUUAGAAAGUGAUGAAUUAAAAUAAAUUAAAAAUUGUAAUUGCUGGCACUUUGCGGUGAUAGACAUAAGAAGAAAACACUUCAGGAUGUGCUGUUGAUUAGUUUUGUUUCUUACUUCUAUUUGACCUAGCAAAUAAAUAUGAUAAAACACACGCUAAUUUCGUUUUAAUAAUAAUAAAAAUAAUAAUAAUAAUAAUAAUAAUGCUGUACGAUGCAUUUUACAUGGUUACACUGUUAAAUUGUGACAUUUUAUAAAAUGUUGGUGCUGUAUAACUGCGGCACAAAGUUAAAAAAAGAAUAAAAACCCUUUAUUUUCGAAAAAUGUGUUUUUCCACUAUUCUUGAAUGAAACAUCUAAACCUGAUAUUCAAGCACUUUCAAAUAAACCAAAAGAAGCAAAACGUUGAUGUUAUUAAUGACGAGAUUUCAUCAUAUUCUGGAAAAAAAAUGCCACUUCAGUUCUUCACUUUGAAGCAGGAAGUCAGUAAUUGCCGAAAAUAUUUGGACUUAAAUAUAGUAUUGAAUGUAAAUAUUGUAUAUACAGGACAGUCAUAUCAAAGAAAGUUAAUAUAUUGAAAUACUGUUAGAGUUUAACUCCAUACACACAGAUACAUCGAUAAUAUUUAGUGUUUUUUCUCUCUCUCUCGCUCUCUCUCUGUCUCACAUAAAAUCUCAUUUACAGCACAAUUUGAUCUAUACACACUAAAAGCUAGAAAGGAGGAUACACACUGUAUAGAAGCAGCAUCUUUUAAACUCACAUUAUUUAGUCAUGACAUUCGUUAAAACAAAUAAAACGUACAGGAGCUGCAGUCAUAAACAUCAAGAGGCUUUAAAAAUGAAAUAACUUUCAAAAAUCACGCAACUUUAAAAGAAGAUGCGCUUUUACCAAUUCCAUCAUUGCUUCGUAAAUUUGUGAAUGAAGUCAUUUUUUUCAGUGCUUUUAUUUGAUUGUUAUGU